GAUUUGGAAGGAGGUCGAGCAGCAGAGAGACUCAUUCACUGAGGAAUACUGAGGACAAUGAUCCCAGGAUACACUACUACAGAGGACAUACUAGAUACACUAUGUUCCCGUACUGCGGCCUGUUAUUCCGUCACCAGGGCUGGCCUCUGUGUCUCCACGACAAGGUGAUCAUCCAUCUCUCUCCUCUGGACCCACGUGUCCUCCGCCCCGGGGACUUCUACCUGCAGGUGGCAGCGCCCUCUGUCUCCCCCAGCUCCUCCUCCACCAACACCCCCAGCCCACCCUGUCUCAUCCUGCGCUGUCUAGCCUCCAGUGGGCAGCAUGUAGAGGAGGUAAAGUUACCAGAGCUAGCCUACACCUCCCUGUUCACCAUGGCCUGGCUCCACUCAGUCAACAGGGAACGGAGUGGAGCAGGAACUGAGACAGGGUCUGGGACAGGGUCUGGGACAGGGUCUGGGACAGGGUCUGGGAGGACAGGGUCGGGGAGGACAGGGUCGGGGAGGACACUGUCCUACUGCCUCCUUUCUGCAGAGAACGACAUCUUCAGAGUACCCUGGGAGGAUGUAGUACACCCUCAGUUCAUUAACAGACCCACGGCGAUGGUCCCUACCAAGGGAGAAGGGGACGGGGGGAGGGAACAGGACGUCUUCAAGCCUUCGGAUAGGGCCAGACGCAUUUUGAUUGACACAUCCAAGGCCCAAUGUGGAGAGAGUACGGAGGUGAAGCUCCUCCCACGGUUGAGACAGCCUAUCGAGAGCAGGGACGAUGGGAAAGGUGUUGACAUGGCAGCGGAGGAGGACUCGGACGCCGAGGAGACAACCCCCUCCCAGCCCUGUCAUGCCCCGGUGAAAAGCAGCACUCUCUCCCAGUCCAUGGUGUGUUCCAGACUCAUCGAGGAAUACCUGAACAACGACGUGUUUUCCCCUGUCGUCCUCACGCCUACGGCCCCCACCUCCCCAACGGCCCCCAUGGGCCCCAUGGCCCCCACCUCCCCUAUGGCCCCCACCUCCCCUAUGGCCCCCACGGGCCCCAUGGCCACCACCUCCCCCUACGGCCCCCACCUCCCCUACGGCCCCCACGGGCCCCAUGGCCAGCACCUCCCCUACGGCCCCCAUGGGCCCCAUGGCCCCCACCUCCCCUACGGCCCCCACCUCCCCUACGGCCCCCACGGGCCCCAUGGCCCCCACCUCCCCUACGGCCCCCACCUCCCUUACGGCCCCCACGGGCCCCAUGGCCACCACCUCCCCUACGGCCCCCACGGGCCCCAUGGCCCCCACCUCCCCUAUGGCCCCCAUGGGCCCCAUGGCCCCCACCUCCCCUAUGGCCCCCACCUCCCCUAUGGCCCCCACCUCCCCUACGGCCCCCACCUCCCCUACAGCCAGAGAGGGGGUCAACGGUGA
Messenger RNA from Oncorhynchus masou masou (cherry salmon), 1400 nucleotides. Its product is annotated as EMI domain-containing protein 1-like. The transcript has 6 exons. Bases 102 to 1400 code for a protein of 432 amino acids. Lineage: Eukaryota; Metazoa; Chordata; Actinopteri; Salmoniformes; Salmonidae. The record is from RefSeq and is a predicted model, not a curated record.